CUCAGCCUUACUUUGUUUUAUCUUCUUUAUCAGUCACGCACCCGCAUAUAGCACAUGGUCUUCAUCUCAUGCGAAUCCCCAAGUCGAAUUGCAUAGAUGACUCCCUCGUCGAAGUGUGGACUAUUUUGUCUCUAUUGAGAUUUGUUUCGAAGAAGUCACGGCACUCACUUGGAUCGCUUCCUUCUUCAUUACACCAAAAUGGUUGACAAUCGGGGUCCGCAGUUGGCUGGUAUAUCGGCGACGUUUGGUGGCAUAGCCCUUAUUACAGUGCUAUUACGCUGCUUCGUUCGUAGUCGUAUAGUGAAGUUGUUUGGGCUGGACGACGUUUUCAUGGCCAUUGCACUAUUGACUUAUUGCUGGUAUACAGCCAGCGUGCUCGGCGGAAUACAUUACGGCACAGGAAGACAUAUGUCAAAGUUGACGACAGACGAGACUAUGCGCGCAUUACGGUAUUGGUGGAUGUGUUACGUCUCGUAUUGCGCAACAAUGACUCUCGCCAAAAUAUCUAUUGGCCUCUUUUUCCUCCGGGUUGCGGUGGCCAAGAUACAUCGAUAUAUCAUCUGGACGGUAAUGAGUGUCACUGCUGUUACUGGCGUCGUCUUCCUCUUCAUUACACUUUUCCAGUGCGCGCCCGUGGAAUUCUUCUGGACCAAGGUUAUCCCCGGCCGAACGGGCACUUGCAUCAACAUCGAUGUCAUUAUCAACUUGACGUACAUUUAUGGUAGCUUCUGCGCUAUCUGCGAUUUUACCUUUGGAAUACUCCCCAUCUUCGUGGUCUGGAAUCUAAACAUAGAUUGUCGGACGAAACUCGUGCUAAUUCCUAUUCUUGGAAUGGCUUGCAUUGCUAGUUGUGCGGUCAUCGUCCGCAUGCCAUUCAUCAAGGAGUUCAGAGACCCAGACUUUCUUUACGCAACGGUGGACAUAGCGAUCUGGUCCACUACCGAAGCGGGUCUCACCAUCACUGCUGGAAGUCUCGCCACCAUUCGUCCCCUCUACUGCCGCAUCUUCUCUCAAGCAUCUACAUGCGAACGGCGCGAGACUUUCGGCCAUAGACCCAACAACAACCUACAGCCCGGCGCAGGAAGAAAUCUUCGACGCGCCGGGAUUCUCAGCAUCUGCCGGUACGCUAGCAAGGGUCAAGAUGACAUCAGCUUCGACUUCAACUUCGCCGGCCCAAACAGGAGCCUAUACAAGCAUGACGAGGAGGACAGCAAUGCCAGUCGCAAUGAGACGUACAGUGGGAUUGGAAGUGAGAAUGGGAGUCAGAGUAUCAGGACCAAGGACGACUGUGAAAUACACAUCCAGAACGAGUCUCAUUUGUCGGACGACAGCAGCGUGGAGAUACAUUUGACGACUAUGCCGUCGGCGCAUCGAUGAGUGCAGAUGGCUUUGCGGACCUUGCGGCAUUGAGAAGCUACACAUCUCAACGCAGCCAGCAGACUGCACAGCUGCAGCAUUUUAAUAUUAGGGAAAGAAGCAUGUACAGUGCAUUGAUACAA
This is a messenger RNA of Pseudovirgaria hyperparasitica, 1499 nucleotides long. RefSeq lists its product as uncharacterized. The coding region runs from base 199 to 1377 and encodes 392 amino acids. The transcript has 5 exons. NCBI's taxonomy places the organism in Eukaryota, Fungi, Ascomycota, Dothideomycetes, Acrospermales, Acrospermaceae. The record is from RefSeq and is a predicted model, not a curated record.